Penicillium salamii is the source of this 927-nucleotide messenger RNA. NCBI's taxonomy places the organism in Eukaryota, Fungi, Ascomycota, Eurotiomycetes, Eurotiales, Aspergillaceae. The record is from the annotation of a GenBank genome assembly.
AUGUCUUUCAAGGACAUCGACCUCUCUUUACUGUCACAUAUCAUCGAAUCUCUGAGCGGUCCUUACUUACGUCUAUCUCACCACUUACGAAGGCUUCCCCCACUCUACUUCACCUUCACCCACUAUACUUCAUCGCCAAAUGGAGGAAAUCAAAGCAAACGAUUUCGCCAGAGGGUAAGUUACUCAACGUACAACAACAAAACCAAAGCUCACCUCUGCAGUGUACUUUCCAGCCCUCGCGUGACCAUCCGAAUCAGCAAUGGUAUCCAAGAAUACAAAGUCUCACGAGAGCUCUUGUGUGAGCAAUCACCCUACUUCGCAGCCAUGUUCCAGGGAAAAUUCCGCGAAGCCAAAGACCAGAGCGUAACACUGCAAGCUAUGGAAGGGGUCAUAUCCGAGCAGAGCUUCGAGGGAUUCGUGCAGUGGAUAUGCAUUAAACGAGUGACCUUUGAUCUUGCGAGCCCCAGUGAUCAAAUAACAGCAUUCAUUGAGCUGGCACGGCUGGCAGAUAUGUGUGGGAUGGUCGAAAUGCAGGAAUACCUUGCCUCCAGCGUCAAUGGAAUCCUUAAGAGAGGCUACUACGAUAGCAACCCCGAAGCACCACGCUCUCUGUCAAAACAUCUCACCACUCAGCAUGUUUGUUCUGCCACUGCGCUACCGGAGGGACAUCCUCUCUUUCGUGUUCUGUGUGUCGCCUCGGUCCGGGAUAUUCUUGAGAAGAAAAGCUCCAGACUUGUUGAGGCGACUCGACCGAAUCACCGAUAUGCGGCGGGCGUUCUUCAGGAGGUAAUUGUAUCUUUGGAUGGUAUGAGUUUGAGUCUGACCCAGGACUCGAGCGCAAAGAAUAUGACUGCUGUUUGUUAUGGCCGUGAUUUCAUCUGUGGGACACAAAUAAGCAUCGCUACUACCAAAAAACGAAUUCAAUGA